This is a messenger RNA of Erigeron canadensis, 850 nucleotides long. RefSeq names its product protein YIPF1 homolog. Gene Ontology annotation, cellular component: Golgi apparatus; membrane. NCBI's taxonomy places the organism in Eukaryota, Viridiplantae, Streptophyta, Magnoliopsida, Asterales, Asteraceae. Gene Ontology annotation, biological process: vesicle-mediated transport. Gene Ontology annotation, molecular function: small GTPase binding. The transcript has 6 exons. The record is from RefSeq and is a predicted model, not a curated record. Bases 11 to 850 code for a protein of 279 amino acids.
UCGUUUUAAAAUGAUGUCAGGAAAUGAUCCGGGCAUUGAUAACCAAAAUACCUCUGGAUCUGUGGCGCCUGUACAAGAUCCCCCUGGACAAGUUUCUGUCAAAUUCAACGAUUCUCAACUACAAACAUUUCCACCUUCUGCAUCACAAGGAAAGAUCUCCAUUGGUUCUGGUCCAACUCAUGAUGCUGAUGUUAUGUUCUCAAAGCCAGGAUCUGGUGAACAACAACCACCGCCUGGUUGGCUUAAAGCAUUCACAGUCACGGCCUACCAGCCUUACUUUGAUGUCGACACAUCUGAUAUAUUAGAUAGGAUUAAAGAUUCUUUAUUUCCCUUAAAAGGGACAUUCAGUGAGAAGACUGCUAGCAACCCUGACUUGUAUGGACCUUUUUGGAUAUGCACGACAUUGAUCUUUGUAUCAGCUUCGAUCAGUGCAUCUGUGACUUAUCUUGCUAACAAGUUACAUCAUAAGAAUUGGGACUAUGAUAUACAUCUUUUGACAUGGUCUGCUAGCGUGCUGUAUGGCUACGCACUUUUUGUACCCAUCAUUUUGUAUAUAGUUUUGAAGUACUUGUCUGCACCGUUAGGCCUUGCUCAACUACUCUGUCUCUAUGGCUACUCACUAUUUAUCUUCAUCCCCGCAGUGUGCCUGUCUAUUAUACCUGUGGAAAUAAGCAGGUGGGUGAUUGCGGGUGUUGCUGGAUUCAUGUCAGCAAUGUUUGUGGCAUCGAAUCUACAAAGCCACAUAGUUUCAGCGGGUGAAAAGUGGGUUUGGAUUGUUGCUGCAAUUACCAUGUUGCAGUUAGCUCUGUCCAUUGUACUUAAAGUCUAUUUGUUUAGUGCGAUUAUGUAG